Molecule: messenger RNA, 1396 nt
Organism: Physcomitrium patens
Lineage: Eukaryota; Viridiplantae; Streptophyta; Bryopsida; Funariales; Funariaceae
Source: RefSeq, a predicted model, not a curated record
UCCAUCGCUAUUUUGCAAGAUAAUGUGACAAGUUUGCUGUUGAAGAUGUUGUGUGCAGUAACUUAGUUACAGUGUCCAUGUGGGUUUCGCAUUCUUUUAUGAAUGUGCUUCAUGAUUGGCAGAUUCCUCAGUCAGUUAAUUUUGCUUUUUUGUAAAUCCUUCUCAUAGAUUUGGUCGCUUAGUGGCCAUGCUUCUUUAACUCUGCGAAAGUUUGUCGAAGAUGGCGUUACUGACGGCAUGCGGCAAGCUGAGCUUCAAGUAUGUGCUAACCGGGGAAUUUGAAGUCAGGAGCUACAACUUGAGUGAGAUGCAUUCGAAAUUGUGUGCCUCAAGGUGCGUUGUUUCGCAUUGUAGGGCAUCUGGGCGGUCGGAAAGUAGUGCAUCAGAGCUUCGCAUUGGGGAAGAAGAAGAUAACCCCUUUGUGAAGCCCCUGUCGAAUAUCUACUCUGUUGUUCCUUGCCGGUUUUGCAAAGGCUCAGGGGAGGUGAAAUGUGAGAUAUGUGAUGGGCAGGGCAGUCUUGCACGAGGGGGUUUUCAUAGGAGGAAUCCGGUGUCAAUAGCUAGAAUUGUUGGAUCUAACUGGACUGCGAUGGAGAGGACGCUUGGACGGCAUCACUUCUUUGUAUAUUCAAAGCGCAGAGGGCCAGGAAAGGAAUGGUUUCUGGAAAUGGUCUCAGCAUGUGAUGAUACAACACGACUUUGGAUCAAUGCGAAAAUCCUGAGGGAUAGGGAACGUUGGAGUGCAGGUUGGCUUCAGAGAGGGGAACUCCACGGCAUCAAAGUUGAAGGAGAGGGAGAGCGACAAUCCAAAGCUGUAAUCUGCAAGGGUUGCAAAGGACGUAAAACCCAGUCAUGUCAAAUGUGUGCUGAAACUGCUGGUGGGUCGCACCAACACUGGCAGCUUGAUAUCAUUGAUGUGUAGUUUCCUGUGUGAGUGUUCCAGUUUCCUCUGAAACAUACAAAAAACUCUUCAGCGUUGAAAGUAUUGUGCACUGUAAUGGGUGCAUUUUUAUUUGCUUGCACGUCGUGACCCAACUGAUGGGUUGGAAGUUCAUCAUCAGUAGAAGGAUCACCAUCCACUCAGGCAAGCAAACAUUGAUUAGAAUUGUCAAGGGUUUUAGUCUGUUUGGAGGUUUAGGGUGAGUAAAAGCCUUGAGGAGGUUACCAUGAAGCAUGAAGAGCAUAGGGAAACCACUCAUGUAAAGCACACAAAGUAGUACAGAACUUGAGAAAACUUUGUAAUAGAAGCCCUUUAAAGUAGGACCUUUUAGCACGCUCUUGAGUAGAAACAAAUUGGGACCGUUCCAUGCAGAAACUUGCCAUAGAAAAAAGUGUCUUAUUGCAUCAAUUUUGGAUAAAUUGAUUUAUAUUUUAGUAAAAAUAAAUUAUAAGAAAA